AGUGCGGAGGGUCCAGUUGGAUCCAAACCGGGACGCCCCAUGAGGCCCUGAAGAAACCGGAGCCUACUCGUCGUGCCCGCCGCCGCUCUUGGUUGGACUCGGAAUAGGACGCCAAAAGCAAAAAAGAAAGACACCACCGUCCAUGUCCAUGCAGGCAACAACAUAUGCGACAUCUGUGCUUCCCCAAUAAGAUCCCCGUAAGCUUCUUCCCCGAUAAUCUCCAAGCCGCGCCGGAACGAACUCAAGCGCUAAUUCCCCGCAAAAAAACCGCGGGACAGACUCAACGAUUAGCCUGCUGCUAGCUGCCGUAAUUCAUCCUGAUUCUGCAGCGUAACCGAUCAUCAUGUCCAACAACAAGAGGUCGAACCCGAUUCUUCCGAUGACAACCUUUCCGCCCAAAGGGCAUGUGACGUCGUCCCCAUUGGAGCAAUGGACGAAGCGGUUCCAGGAGGCGGAGAGGCUGGUGGAGGGAGGCCGUCCCGCCGUCGAUGCGGCUGGAGCUGCAGCGCCGGACGGCCGAGAUCAGGCGCUAGGUGGCCAUCCUCGAGACCCGCAUGAGCUUGAUGCAGGAGGACUUCUCCCAGCUCUCAAGCAAGCAACACAUAAGCUUGAAGGAGAUGCGGAAGCUGGGGGAGAGCUUCUCGGCGCUGAGCGACAAGGUGAAGCAGGCGGCGGCGCCCUUCACCAUGAAGCACUCCUCCAACAACAGGAACGACCUGCUCGGGCCUAGCGACUUGGACAAGUGCGCGGCGAUCGACGUGAGCAGCACGGCCAACAUGGAGGACCGUGAGAUCGUCGAGCUGCAGAGGACCGUCAUGAAAAAGCAAGACGAGAGCUUGGACAGGCUGGAGGAGUCGAUAGCCAGCACCAAGCACAUCGCGCUGGCCAUUAACGAGGAGCUGGACCUGCACACCAAGCUAAUCGAUGAUUUGGACGACAGGACUGAGGAGACGGCCCACCAACUGCAGCGUGCGCAGAAGAAGCUCAAGUCUCUGAACAGGCGGAUGCGGGAAAGCGGUUCCUGCUCGUGCAUUCUCUUGGCGGUCAUUGCCGCUGUCAUCUGUGUUGCCGUCGUCUGGGCUCUGAUCCAGUUUUAGUGGCACGAUCAUCUGACUGAUAUACCGUGCGCCACGAAGAAUUAAAGGGGCUUCCAUGUACAUGUACAGUCUGGAAAUACUCGGUGUCAAGUGUAUCUUCGAGCUCAUUGUCGAAAGAAAAAAUGAUCCCACGAA
This is a messenger RNA of Brachypodium distachyon (stiff brome), 1232 nucleotides long. Its product is annotated as syntaxin-52. The record is from RefSeq and is a predicted model, not a curated record. Gene Ontology annotation, cellular component: endomembrane system; SNARE complex. The transcript has 7 exons. Gene Ontology annotation, biological process: intracellular protein transport; vesicle fusion. Gene Ontology annotation, molecular function: SNARE binding; SNAP receptor activity. Lineage: Eukaryota; Viridiplantae; Streptophyta; Magnoliopsida; Poales; Poaceae. Bases 555 to 1097 code for a protein of 180 amino acids.